UGACUCAUAGGGAGAGGACGAGUUGCUUCACUACACUUCUCCUUUUUCUGGUUCAAACAGCAGCCAUUGCAUUGUUUUUUUUUUCUUCAUCUCCAGUCUUUUUUUUUUUCAGCUGCUGCGACAAAGAGGUGUGAGGCUGUCCGGUGGUUCACACAUUCAGACAGCUUUGUCCCCUUCUGAACGCAUCUUGGAUUACCCCCCUUUUUGCCUUUUGUUGUCCUUUUUUUUCAUUGGGUACUGUGAGCGGCACUUGUUCGGUUGCUAUUAUGGACACGGCCGCCCAAUUCCUGUGUCUUUGAGGUGUAGAUGCUCACGGCGCAGCGGGACCCAGCCUCCGAGUCAGAGACGGACGAGGCUGCUCCCACCUGGGCUGCAACACUCUUCUGAAACUUGUGGUCUCUCUGCCGGAGCGCUGCCCGCCCAGAUUAGAGAGGAAGAGGACAAGAGCGAAGGCAUUUCGUGAGGUGAAGCUGAGUCUCGGGAGCCAGGAGUGGUCGUAGGCAGGAUCAUUCAGCCUGCUCCCUUCCCUCUGAACUAAACAUGACUACUGCAGUGCAGCCCAGUGAACUGGUGUUUGAAUUUGCCAGCAAUGGGAUGGACGAAAUCAACCAGGUCUGCAGUUAUUUCAUCCCCACAACCGUGUCUGAAUCCUGCGGAGCAGGAUUGAUUCUCGACGACCCGUCAGUGUUCCCAGCUGUGAUUGUUGAGCAAGUGCCUACUGCCGAUCUGCUGCAGGUCUACUCGGGCCUGGAGUCCGACGAGGUGACCAAUGGCAUCAUGGUGGACAGGACGCUCCACGCUGUGGAGGAGCCUUCCAUCUUGGUGGGCGGGGUCGACCUCUCAGAAACAACAGUCUCUGACCCCGAGGACAGCAUGGAGACGAACGAAGCUGCAGCAGCUCUUCUUAACAUGGAGUCUCCAAACAACAUUUUGGACGAAAAGCGUAUGAUCCUAACCUACGGCACUCUGCUGGAGUCAGACUUGACAUAUGCCCCCCUGAGGCCUGACCAGAUGGAUAAUGGAGCCCUUGACAUGUCCCUAGACGAGGACACUUCAUCAAUUGAUGAGAUACCCCAAAAGGGUCCUUUAAAACCUCAGAAACAAAACAAAGUGCGUAAGCCGCGGGCGGUGAGACCCUGCUCUCCUAUCACCACCCCUAACCUACCACUCAGGAAGAAGAGCAAAGAGGGCAAAGGCAACACAAUCUACCUGUGGGAAUUCCUUCUGGCUCUACUGCAGGAUAAGAACACUUGUCCCAAAUACAUAAAGUGGACACAGCGGGAGAAAGGCAUCUUUAAGCUAGUUGACUCCAAGGCUGUUUCAAAGCUGUGGGGAAAACACAAGAACAAGCCUGACAUGAACUAUGAGACCAUGGGAAGAGCUCUAAGGUAUUACUAUCAGAGAGGUAUCCUGGCCAAAGUGGAGGGGCAGCGGCUGGUCUAUCAGUUCAAGGAGAUGCCAACAGAUCUGGUGGUGAUCGAGGACGAAGACGGAGGUUCCGAUGCCAACGCCGGUUACGGAAAUCACAGAUCUAGCAACGGGCGGCCCGUGGUCCGCGGAGGGUCCAAAGGGCACGGGAGGGCUCAUGGUCAGCACCAAGGCUCAGUGAAGAACAUGAAGAAGGAGCCUAGCGAUGAAUAUCUGUACCAAGAAACUAACGGACAGGCCGAGCAGUACCUUCACUCUGUCCACAUGCUGCAGGGCAACCAAGGGUCGACAAUUCAAGAUCAAGCGAUGAGGGCCAUGGCUGCUCCUGCGUCAGUUCCCAUGGUGCUGACUUCUCCCGGCUCCCUCCAGUCUGUUCCUCUCAACUCUCUCCUGGCCAACGGGGACUCCUGCAACUCCUCGCCACCUCGGGUCAUCCUCCAUACCAUGCCCUCCACCACAGCGGGCGGCAAAGAUGUGCUCACCCUCCAGACGACCCCUCUAGCAGGUGGAGCCAACAGCCUGCAGGACGGCCUCUCCCAGCACCUCCUGGUCACAAGCCUUGGCUCCUCCACCACCUGCUGCACUUCUACUGCAGGAGUCAUUAGCUCCAACGCUUCCAACCUCGGCAGCCUCCAACGCCUGGUCACCAUCAACACAGCCAGUGGGCCGACCAUGGUGGCACAGCAGCCCGGCACCGUAAUUGCCACAGUGCUUAAAUCCAGCGACCUGCCGGGUCUGCAGGUCAAAGAGGAGUUGCUGGACCCCAGCUACUUCCAGUCGAUGGUGAACGGUGAUCCAUCACUGGCGGCAAACACGUUUGACAAAGAAGAGAUUGAGAUAGGGGAGGCCGAGCUGCAGUACAGGACUGUGAUCAUUGAUACCAGUCAAAGCCAGGCCUAUGAGGCAGCGAGUGAAACUAUAAUUAAUGGACGUUUCUCACAGAGCAGCAGCCCCAGCGAGGGUCUAACCCCUGUGGAGGAGCUGGAAGUGCGUGGGGAGAUGUCCCUGCAGCCGGAGCAGGGAAUAAAAGGCCUGCAGGAGCUGCCAAUGUCUGUCCAAUUGCCUGCCAACUUUAUCCAGAUAAAGACAGAGCCUGCAGAGGCCUAGGGGCUGAAAGAACCAAAAACAACAACAAUUGAAUUCCAUUUUUGACCACAGACUUAAUAUUUUUCUUUCCGUACCGCAGUGAUCUGAUCACAGAUCAGAGCAAGGGCUCUCGUAGAAUGUUGCUCUUAAAGGUUGGUCAGUUCAGCCUCAGGAUUUUUUGUUUACACACAUAUGUUGUGACCAUGUGCCUAAUUUUUUAAAAAUCAAGGGAGUAGUGUUUUAGAAGAAGACAUCCGUUUUCAGAUUUGGGAUUAUUUCUAUAGACAUUGACCCCAACGGACAUACAUUUACAUUUACACAUCCACGCACACACAAACACCCACAACCACCUCCCCUCUAGGAGAACAGCCAUUGCAUAGACCAGGGAUCCCUGUCCCACCAAAUGUGCCAGUUAGUCAUUUUCUUACCUCACAUCUAAUCUGACAUUUUUGUUUAAAGAGAAGAAUGCAACAAACCAAAACUGGGGACCGAAUGCCAAACGGUGCAAUGAAAUCAGACUUCUGAGAACAUGCAACGUGUGUGUGUGUUUUUAUUUUUAAA
Pungitius pungitius (ninespine stickleback) is the source of this 3075-nucleotide messenger RNA. It is a transcript of the gene elf1, whose product is annotated as E74-like ETS transcription factor 1. Gene Ontology annotation, cellular component: nucleus. Gene Ontology annotation, biological process: regulation of transcription by RNA polymerase II; cell differentiation. The transcript has 10 exons. The record is from RefSeq and is a predicted model, not a curated record. Gene Ontology annotation, molecular function: DNA-binding transcription factor activity, RNA polymerase II-specific; sequence-specific DNA binding. Bases 541 to 2535 code for a protein of 664 amino acids. Lineage: Eukaryota; Metazoa; Chordata; Actinopteri; Perciformes; Gasterosteidae.